CGUUUGCAAGUUCGGCUGUUUUUGCGGAUGGCUGCUGCAGUUGCUCGGCAUAAAACUGAAAACAAAGUGCCUAGCAAGCCGCGACCGUUGAAAUAAAUUCGUCUCCAAUUUAUCGACAGAUUUUAGAGAAGUUUGUUUGAUUUUAAGUGUUUGCGAACCGGUAGUGAAAAAGUAUAGUGCGUGUGCAAUGGAGUACCGGGGCUUCUUCAAGAACGCCUCCCGUGGGGAUGCUGGCAAUCGGAUGAAACAAGGUAAUAUGCGAGCGGUGCGGAACAAACGGGAAAGCUCCCGGCAGGAGCUACACUUCACCAAUCGGAAUCUGAAUGCUUCCGAUUUGGAAUUCGGAGUCGAAGUGGAAUCGGAAAAUGAUUAUACCGGAUAUUCUGGCAACGGAAAAGCAGCAGCACCAUUGAACGACCGAACGGUGGUUUUGGAUUCGAUUCAAGAGUCCAGUCGGAAGCAGCGUCGUCGGUCGAAACAACGGCAGGAUGUCGAAGAAGAUAAAGAAAACGAUAUGAGGGCCAAGUACGAGGAACGAUUGGCAAGGUUGAAGCGUUUCAAAGAGGAACGUGCCAAAGCGAAGGAGAUGCAAUCCGGCAAGAAGAAGCCGUUCAUUGCGGUUGUGUCAAAAACCGUUGAUCGGGAAUAUGAGAAGGGAUUGUUUAAAAAAUCGGAAGCCGAACUGCGUAAAUUGGCUGAGAAGCGGAAACUGUUGACUCCGGCGGCUAAAGCAGUGACCCCUCGGGUGGACACUCGUCGCAGGGAACCUCUCGGCCAGGUAACCGAAGAUAAACAAACUCAGAAUCGGGCAUUGAAGCAUGUAAUCAAUCACAAAACUCCGGCAUCGAUCCGGAAAGCCGCCUCCAAGGUUGAUACCUGGAGAAAAGCCGGAGAAGGAGCGACGACUGAAAAACGGCAGGCACAGCAAUAUCCGAGCUCCAGCAAAAACAAUCGUCAACAAAUGGCAGCCAAGGCUGUGCGAAUUGCAACUGCACCAGAGCCCCCAGCAGCAACACGAACAGCUGUUGUUGUCGCAAGUCGAAAAGGGACUACGAAAGCACAGCCGUCUGCAGCUUUUUCGAAAUUCUUAGAAGUUCGUUCCGGGCAGAAAUCGACCACAUUCAACUUCAAGUUCACUAACGACGGGCACAUGGUCACGUCGACCAAUCGCAAAAAGAAGAGCCUGGAACGGAUGCUGCGAGCGAACGCUCCUACCCAGCUGCCGGGACAAAACAAGAAACCGAAGAAGGCCAUCGUCGUCGCUGCCGUUCCAUCUACCCCGGAAUCGGAUGAUGUUUUCGAGGGUAUCAGCCCGAUCGAUGUGGAUUCUCCGACGCCGAAGAAACCGGCUCGCGAUGCCGAAAUGUACGCCAUUGUCAAGAGGGAGUCACGCCGUCGAUCGAUGGUGUUCAAAAUUGAAGAUGUUAAAAAGGAACCGGAACCGGCCGCAGCUCCAAUUGACGAUUGGGAACCGCAGGUGAUCACCAUUUCUGACGAUGAUAGUUUUGGACGACAGAUGGUUAAGAAGGAGCCCCAGUUGAACGAAUCCUUUACGAUCGAAAUUAAGGAAGAACGGUUAAUUGACCGCAGGCCUACGAUUGAUGGGCCGUCAAAACCAAUGGAAAAGUCUAUCGUAAUAGAAAGUGGUAGAAAGUCAUUGGAUGCUAGGCCUUCUCUCAUAUUUGUAGAAGAAGUUGCUGCUCGGUUAUCUGAGGAACCAAAGGCUCCGGUAGAUUCCGGUCGCCUAUCGCUAGGGUUUGUUGAGGAGCGAAAUGUUCCGAAUAAGAUACCGACGAUUGAAGUUUUAGAUUCACCGAUACAUUCGGGAGUUUUGAGUCCAUCGAGAAGAACUCCUAGAAUGAGUUUUGUAGAAGAAGAAAUACCCAAAAGUAAACCUCUCCCCGAAGGAAAUUUGGCAACGGUUUUACUUCAUAAGCAACAAGAAUCCAAGCGUCGUAACAGCAGCGGUGGAAGUCGUCGAUCUUCUAUCGGUAGCUUUAGAGAGGAAGAGCAAGCUCCGAGUGACGUCCGAGAAAAGGUUCGCUUUUACUAUGACUUGGUGGACAAAGAAUCACAACGGCUGCAGGAACUUUGUGAUUUGUACAAGGAUGAUUUGGAGAUCGAAAGCCUCGAUGAAAACAGUCGAGGUUUGAUUAUUGCAGCACAAGGACAAACGAACAUACUAAUCAACAAAAAGUUGUCGAAAUUCCGGGAGCUGGUCGGCCACUAUGAGCGCAGCUGGGCAGAUCAGAAAGUUCGCACCGAUGAUUUGGAUGGCUUCUGGUUGAUGGUUUCGCUGGAUUUGGAAAACUUGGACCGCCGUUUCGAGGAACUUCGGCUUCUGAAACAGAACGAUUGGCAAGAGGUGAUUGACGAGCCAAAGGUCAAAAAGCUAAAAGGCGGCGGCGGAAUCAAAAAGCGCGAGAAAAAACCGAUGAAGACUAAAGCUACCGGUUUGGCCGAUCUGAUUAAAAAGGCUCGAGAGGAAGCCAAGAAGAAGAAAAUGAUGGAAUCGGCCCUCACCGAAACGGUUACCGUUGUAACGCCCAUCAAACGAUCGGUUCGAAUCGCAACAACCCCCCGCAGGAGCAGCAUUGCGAGAAAUAGCAUCUGCACCGGGUGCACACCAACGUCGGCCAAAAGCAAUCGGAAGAACAUGCGAAAAACCAUUUUCAACGAUCACACCCUUCGGUGUAAGGAAAUCGUGAAAUCCAUUCUUAAAACGCCCGGCGAAAAGCGACGUGCCAAGAGCGUCCUGUUCCUCGAUUCCGGCUUGGACACCCCGGAAGUGAAAAGAACCUCGGCAGGGACCCGUAAAAUUGUACACACUCCCAAGCCGAAAAUUACCUUCAACGAAGAGCUGGAGGUGGAAGAUGUGGAGACGAUUUCUCUCACAACCCCGUACAAGCUAGAGGACGAAAUUCGAAAGCGACGGAGAAGUUCAAUCUUUCAUCAGCAGCCCGCAGACGAUGAACAGCAGUGCGCUGCUGCAGCAGCGGACGGUAGCCGUUGCUCCACCGGACUAGCGGAAAACCGCCGAAGAACGCUCCGGUUCUCCGCUCAAGGUGUGGACGAUUCCGAUGAAACCCACGAUCAGGUCAAAUCUCCAGUGGCAGUUGAAGCUGGCAAACCCAAGCGGAACGCACGAGGAAAGGCCAGAGGGAAGGUUUCCUUCCUCUAAGACUUAUUGACAACCGUUUUAUUUUGUAUUAUAAGAUUCGUUUUAGUUUUGUGUUUAAGUUUUUUUUAAUACUUAUGCAAGCUGAGUUUUUGUCAGUUUACUUCUGUCUCUUUUUUUUUCUAUUUUUGAAAACCCUGAUAAGCUUAAACAUCUAUUGUUGAUAAGUAUUUUACAAGAAAAGAACCUUUUAACGAAAA
This is a messenger RNA of Uranotaenia lowii, 3378 nucleotides long. RefSeq lists its product as uncharacterized. Lineage: Eukaryota; Metazoa; Arthropoda; Insecta; Diptera; Culicidae. The coding region runs from base 188 to 3181 and encodes 997 amino acids. Gene Ontology annotation, biological process: signaling. The transcript has 4 exons. The record is from RefSeq and is a predicted model, not a curated record.